AGGUGAAACAUAGAUCAACAAGCAGAGAUAGCAUGGCCGGAGCCAUUCCUGCCAAAUACGUGCUGGUGAGAAACAGUGACCAUGUUAGAGUUUGUUAUCUACUGGUCUAUUGCAAGCCAACCUCCUUUAAUUGGCAUGCGCCGUUUCUCCAGAGGCUUGCACGUAGGCCGCAGCUAGUUGCUGACGUCAGUGGUGAGCAAGCAGGCAUCGAUCCAACAUGGUCGGCUGGAGAGGCCUGUUGCCUUGGCUCGCCCUUUGGGCCUUAAGCACAGGGUCCAGUGGGGCCUACAAGGUUGAAAAGUACUCGAUCGCGAUGCCAAACGUCAAACCAGCUAGUGAAGAGCUGUAUUUGUGCACUCCAAUUAAGAUUGAUCACCAAAAGAGCUAUUUUAUAGUUGGCUUUGAACCAAACGCAACAAUGCACACAGCACACCACAUGCUCCUCUUUGGGUGUUCGUCACCUGGAAGUAAGCUGCCAGUUUGGAACUGCGGUGAAAUGUCAAGGGCCACUACUGGAGAUAUGCCAAGUGCGAGUCCUUGCGGUUCAGGCACCCAGAUUAUAUAUGCUUGGGCGUUGGACGCUCCAAAACUUGAGCUGCCAGAUGAAGUUGGUUUCCAAGUUGGUCAAAAUUCUAAUAUUGACUAUCUGGUGCUGCAAGUUCAUUAUCACUUGAGCCCUGAGAAAGGUAUAGUUCAGAGGAAAAAAUAUAACUUGAAAUAUAUAAAUUUUCAUUUUGUAGUUGGCCAACCGGACUCCUCAGGACUCCUGUUGCACUUUACAGAAAGGCCGCUAACAAAACUUGCAGGUGUUUAUUUGCUUGGUACUAGUGGUUCCAUAGCUCCGCAUGCAACAGAACAUAUGGAAACGUCCUGUCAAAUCGAGGAAGAUAAAGUUAUCCAUCCCUUUGCCUACCGAACCCACACUCACAAGCUUGGCAAGGUUGUAGCAGGCUAUAAGGUUAGCGUAGAUAAAAACGGUAUCAACCAGUGGACACUUUUGGGCAAAAGAAAUCCAAUGACACCCCAAAUGUUCUAUCCAAUUGAAAACGAAGUCGCAAUUCAAAAGGGUGACACUUUGGCUGCUCGUUGCACCAUGGUCAGUGACAGAGAUGAUUACACUAAAAUCGGAAUGACUUUUAAUGACGAGAUGUGCAACUUUUAUCUUAUGUACUACGUCGAAAAUGGUAAACCGUUGUCGAGCAAGUAUUGCUUCACCCCUGGACCACCUUCUUACUACUGGAAUCUAGCUGGGCUGAACAACAUUCCUGAUCGUGAGGCUUCCCUUUUAUAAGGACCGAUUUACACACAACUGCUGCAGAAGUUCUAAGCAUACUGAUAAAAAUAUUUACUUUUUCUUAUAACAAAACUUGUAGAACUUCUGCCAAAAGUCCUCAUUUUAGCCCAAAAGAAGCUGUCAAUUAUAUAAUAUCAGUAAAAUCAACAUUUUUCAAAAUCACGGAAUUUUGCACACAAAAAACAAUGCUGUUCAAUCAAUUUAAAAUAAUGUUAUUUUUAAUAUAUGUAGCAUAUUUGUUACCUCAUAGUGAAAAUUUAUUGUGAUUUCUAGUUCAUUUUUGUAUAACUGCAAGAUGAAAAAAUAAUAUUCUCUCAGUGCGACUUAAUUAAUUAGGUGGCGUUUUUAUUUAUUUAUUUUUUUUUUAGAAUACACAAAGCAAACAACAAUCAGGAUGAGUAGCCAUCACUGUAAAUUUAGGGAAAUUUUUUGUAUAGAGAGAGAUCGAGACAAUAUUUUACAACACACACACACACACAACAUACAAGACACAGUGAUUUUACCUGUUUUAAAAAAAAUGAAUUUAUUGGAGUCAAACAAAGUUAGUUAAUGUUUCAGCUUUAAUCACUAUCUAACAUUCCAUUUUUAUUUUGCGUUUUGAUGGGUUGCAGUACUUAAGGUUAAUAUCUUGAUCUAUUUUCAAAUGCUUUAGGGAGAAGAAUCUGAUUUCAAAAGUCAAUCAUUAAUGGUUUUUGGCUGAGAGAGGCACAAUGUCUGUUUGAUGUUGUAGCUCACAAUAUAUAUUGUGCAAUUGAAGCAUUUAAUUUGGUUACUCUUCAAAAGUAUUAUUUAUAAAAAAAAAACUGGGAGAAUGUGAAUAGAGUUAAAUAUAUAGUGUCUAUUGUCUGUCCAUAUUAAAAAAAAAAAAUGGUUAAAUAUUUAUCAAAACCAAGAUCAUAUUUUGUAUGAUUUAGUUGCAAGUGAAGCCGCAUAUCACAAAGAUUUGUAAUGUAUGCAAAAUUUGAAAAAUAUCUUCAAGAAUACUGACAAUGAGGAAAUUCUUGUAUAUUUUUACUGACUAAGAAUACAGAUCUUUUCAGCAUUUAUAUUAAUUUUCAUUCUUGUAAAAAAUGCACGGAUUGCUAAAUUAAAAAAUUGUACCUUGA
This is a messenger RNA of Neocloeon triangulifer, 2400 nucleotides long. It is a transcript of the gene Phm, whose product is annotated as peptidylglycine alpha-hydroxylating monooxygenase. Gene Ontology annotation, biological process: endoplasmic reticulum unfolded protein response; peptide metabolic process. Lineage: Eukaryota; Metazoa; Arthropoda; Insecta; Ephemeroptera; Baetidae. The record is from RefSeq and is a predicted model, not a curated record. The coding region runs from base 218 to 1291 and encodes 357 amino acids. The transcript is spliced from 10 exons. Gene Ontology annotation, cellular component: endoplasmic reticulum tubular network; membrane; extracellular region. Gene Ontology annotation, molecular function: oxidoreductase activity, acting on paired donors, with incorporation or reduction of molecular oxygen, reduced ascorbate as one donor, and incorporation of one atom of oxygen; copper ion binding; kinase binding.